Messenger RNA from Frieseomelitta varia, 1339 nucleotides. RefSeq names its product autophagy protein 5 (gene Atg5). Gene Ontology annotation, cellular component: cytoplasm; phagophore assembly site membrane; Atg12-Atg5-Atg16 complex. The coding region runs from base 147 to 941 and encodes 264 amino acids. The transcript has 4 exons. Gene Ontology annotation, biological process: C-terminal protein lipidation; autophagy of mitochondrion; cellular response to nitrogen starvation. NCBI's taxonomy places the organism in Eukaryota, Metazoa, Arthropoda, Insecta, Hymenoptera, Apidae. The record is from RefSeq and is a predicted model, not a curated record.
UCUUUAAUCGAUGAUUGUAGAUAAUAUUUGAAUGUAAUGUCAAUUUUUGUAGCAGACGAAAAACAUAACCUUUCAUUUCAGGAUAUUUAAUUGUUAUUAAUGGUCCAAAUGAAAUAGAAUAAAGCUUAUCUAUUAUUGUAUGCAUAAUGGCGAAUGACAGGGAGGUAUUGAGAGAAAUUUGGGACGGUAAAAUUCCUGUCUGUUUCACGCUUGAUUCUGAAGAAAUAUGUGAAUUACAAGGACCUGACCCAUUUUAUCUGAUGGUACCUAGGUUAAGUUAUUUUCCACUCUGCACAGAUAAGAUACGAAAACAUUUUAUAAGACAUAUACAGAGUGAUAGUAAGCAAGAGCAUGAGAUGUGGUUAGAAUUUAAUGGUAUUCCCCUAAAGUGGCACUACCCAAUUGGUGUCCUUUUGGAUAUUUAUUCUAAUGACGUGGAAUUACCAUGGAAUAUCGUCGUUCAUUUUGAUAGGUUUCCAGAAAAUGUAUUGAUGCACUGUCAAAAUAAAGAAGUAGUGGAAGCAUACUUUCUUUCUUGUAUAAAGGAAGCAGAUGUAUUAAAGCACAGAGGUCAGGUUGUGUCUAGUAUGCAAAAGAAAGAUCACAAUCAAUUGUGGUCUGGUUUAUUGAAUGACAAGUUUGAUCAAUUCUGGUCUGUGAAUCGCAAACUUAUGGAGGCUAGUAAUAUUGAAGAAGGUUUUAAAUAUAUACCAUUUCGAUGUUACACAAGUGAAGACAAGUACGUACAAAAACUUGUAAAACCUAUAAAUGAAGAAGGCCAAAGAAAAACAUUGAGGCAUUUAUUGAAUGAAGUAUUUCCAGAUAAUGAAAAUGUUACAGUGUUCACCCAUGGUAUUACCCCACCUUUGGAAACACCCCUUCAGUGGAUGUCAGAACAUUUGAGUUACCCUGACAACUUUUUACAUUUAAUUAUGACAUAACCCACAACGAAUUGACUGAGCAUCAAUGAAAAUUUCAUAAACCGUGAGUUUAGUGUUAUUUUCUCUCGCCAAUAUCAUUGGCAUUCUACUUAUGAUCCGAUUACCAUGGAUCUUUUUAAUUUUUACAUACUUCAUAUUUAUUUUAUACGAGGUCGUUUAAUAAUGAUGUUCUAAUUUUUCUUGAACAUACAAAAUUACAACUGCUGCUUAUAUUGUUAUAAUGCACGAACGUAUGCAAACUUGGUCGGAAUUGCAAUAUGUAGACCUGUGCUCAGGUCAAGUCGAUAUUGGACCAUGUUUAUUAUAGAUCAAUCAAAGUAUAAUUCAAUCAACAAUAAUGUAUUCGAAGAUAUAUUGUAUAUUGUAAAAAUAUGAUUAUAUAAAUAUUUAAAGAAUCA